AUGACACAGUCCACCACUGCAACAAAGGGCAGGGCGCUGAAGCUGCCUUGGCACAUCUGCAUCUUCCACAACACCUUUUUGCAGCCACAGCGGAGGAGUGAGGCAGACAGGUCCCUGCUGUCCAGGCUGGGGCUCUUGCAGAGUCGUUUCUGCUGGUCUCUGCAGGACGGCGUCGACGUGGACCGGCUCGCCUGCCGCCUGCAGGAGCAGCUGGAGGGUCCGGCCGAGCGGGACGGCGUGGAGCAGCACCACCGCGGCCUGCUGGCCUACGUCAGGUACCUGCAGGACAGACCGGAGGAGGCGGUGCUUCUCCUCAACCAAUCAGAGGAGAGAACCAGGGAGCGUUUUGGGGAGGAGAGCGAGCGGCGGCUCAUCGUGACGUACGGAGACCUGGCCUGGCUGAGCUACCACACCGGAGACUACACACUCUGUGAGGCAUACUGCGGCAGGGUGGAGGACAUACUGUUAAAGAACCCUACCGGUUCUCCUUCGGUUCUCCUCCCAGAGGUGUAUGCAGAGAAAGCCUGGACCUUCCUCAAGGUGUCGGUGCAUUACUACCCCAGAGCCAUCGAAUGUUACCGCAAAGCCGUGGAGCUGCAGCCUGACAACAGCGAGUGGAACAGUGGCUACGCUGUCGCCCUCUACCGCAACGAACGGAGGAAUCUACCGGCCCCUCUGAGCGAGGAGGACUCUCCAGCCGUCAGGCAGCUUCGCCGAGCCCUGGAGCUCAGCCCCAACAACGGAUCUCUGCUGGCGCUGCUGGCUCUGAGGCUGUGGGCCCUCCAGCAGCACCAGGAGGCUGAGGAGCUGGUGCAGCAAGCGCUGGAGCUGGGGCCUGACGGCACCGUGGUCACGCGCUACAUCAUCAUGUUCUUCUGCCAACAGGACGACAUGAACCGCUCCAUCGAGCUGCUGAAGCGAGCGCUGCACAACAACAAGGAGUCGGCCUUCAUCCACCAGCAGCUGGCCUUCUUCUACAAGGACAAGAAGGUCGCUCUGUUCAAGAAGACCUACUACAACGAGGAGAUGCAGUACUGGAGGCGUCUGAUGAUCGAGCACCUGGAGGAGGCCGUCCGCCUGAGGCCCUCCUUCCUCAUGGCCCGGGCCGAGCUGGCCAUGAUGUACGCCGAGGAGCAGCAGAGAAGCAGAGCUAAGGAGCUGUUCCAGGAGACCUUGAUGAUGUCAUCAGAGAGGGACAAGUACAUCCGUCAGUUUGUCCACCUGCGCUUCGCUCAGUUCCACCACUACCACACCAGAGAGGAAGCCACGGCCAUCCAGUACUACACCAAGGGUCUGCAGGCAACCGUGACCACGAUGGAGGGAAAGAAGUGUGCGGAGAAGCUGAGGCAGAUGGCAGAGCGGCGUCUGGCCCGGCGGCGUCACGACGGCGAGGCACUCGCCCUGUUGGAUCUGGUCUGCCGCACCGAGGCCGAGGGCGAGGGCGAGGGCGAGGGUGAGGGCGGGGCCGCCGGACGCCCGGAGAGAGAGAGCCACGACGCCCCGCGACGCACGACCCAUAGUGCCGCUCUGCUGACACAUGACCCAUGAUGCCGCUCUGCUGCCUUGAUCAAACGCCUCGUCAAGCUCUUGUUAUCACAUUGUUUUAUUUUGAAAAACUCAGCCUCGGUGCCUGGCAGGCUCAGAUUAUAAUCCCGAGUGUUCCAGAAACUUCUUCUCUCUAAU
Myripristis murdjan (pinecone soldierfish) is the source of this 1683-nucleotide messenger RNA. RefSeq names its product interferon-induced protein with tetratricopeptide repeats 1-like. Gene Ontology annotation, molecular function: protein binding. The transcript is spliced from 10 exons. Gene Ontology annotation, biological process: defense response to virus. Gene Ontology annotation, cellular component: cytosol. The record is from RefSeq and is a predicted model, not a curated record. Bases 1 to 1548 code for a protein of 515 amino acids. NCBI's taxonomy places the organism in Eukaryota, Metazoa, Chordata, Actinopteri, Holocentriformes, Holocentridae.